Molecule: messenger RNA, 3433 nt
Organism: Marchantia polymorpha subsp. ruderalis
Lineage: Eukaryota; Viridiplantae; Streptophyta; Marchantiopsida; Marchantiales; Marchantiaceae
Source: the annotation of a GenBank genome assembly
AAGUCUAAUAAGAGGUGACACUAUUGGAAGGAGAAGAACUGCGCCUGCAUCUGCUGAGCGUGAGCACUGGACGUGGUCCGCAAUCGUGGUCGAAUGAUUUGGCAAAGGAAGGAAAACCCGGUUCGAAAAGUUGGACUUAGAAGUGUGCAUUCAGUCUCCCGCCACUUUCUUCGUCCGCGUCCGCUGUGGCUUUGAAUUUGGCGUCCCGCGCUCUUCUUGCGUCUAGGGUUCCCUCCUCUUCCAGUGGAUCGGCAUUCGAGCUCAUUUCAAGCUUCCCCCGUCUCGUGGCGAACGAGGAAUCUCAGCGCAUUGCCGCCAUCGCCCGGUCUGGCCUUCGACGAGCAGAUGUUCCUCAGGUUGUGUAGAGCUUCUCUCUGAAGCGCGCGAACUAGAGCAGACUGAACUUACUGGUAUGGGAUUGAAGCCAUUGCGAGCAGGUCUACAUGAUUUAGAUCAGUGAUCUGGCACUUCCGAGCUUCUGUUUGAAUACAAUUUUGGUCUCAGGCUCAUUUCCUAGGCGUGAACUCUUGCGGAGAGUGUAGCGACGGGCUGUUUCUUGGGAUGGACUUCGACUUGCCAAAUGGGCGAAAGGAACGAACUCGUUUGGAGCUAUGAGAAGCAUCCAAUAAGACUCGGUAGCUUCGCACCAAAAAUUCUUCUCCCGAGAGGAUGUGGUGACCACAGUCUAAUUCUUUGCCAUAUUUAGUUUCCUCCUUGCUCUUCUCGGGAGCCCAGGUGGUAUCGAAUGGUGCCAAGCUCUAUCGCCGGGAGCUUCUCCGAGGGAUUGUAAGGAGUUGAUGAUGCUGAGGAAACUAGCUGGUUUGUAGCUUGGUCAACAUAGGAAAUUGCCGCUGGUUCUCUCGCAGCAGAUUUGGAAGAGUGGAGCGCAGGGUGCAGAACCGUAUGUUACACCGGUCUCUGUAGAAUGUCGUCUCUGAAGAAGAGGAAUUUUAGAACCAGGUGAUCAGGAGUAAUUGGGUUGGCCCAAGUGGCAAUCGUCAGUUUGUAUCGUGAGUACGAGCAAGAAGUGGAGGGUGGCGGAACUCGAGCCAGCCAGGUAUGAAAGGAGGGACCGUCCAGAUCUCCUGGCAUGGCUCCGAUCCUAUCCUUUCUGUGGACUUUCAUCCGACUUCGGGGCUUCUCGCCACUGCAGGUGCUGAUCGCGACAUCAAGUUGUGGUCUUUGAAUCACGUCGAGAAAUCGAAGGUCUUGCCUACUGCGUGUUUCAAAACUAGUCUCUCCUACCAUAGCUCGGCUGUGAAUGUGGUUCGCUUCUCUCCAUCCGGUGAACUACUUGCCUCUGGAGCCGACGGGGGUGAGCUAGUUAUCUGGCGCCUUGUUGCAGUUGGUGAGGAGAUCCCAACCUGGAAGGUUUGGAAAACACUUCGUUUCCAUCUGAAAGACGUACUGGACCUGGAAUGGGCAAUGGACGGGGCAUAUCUGGUAUCUGCCUCGGUGGACAACACAUGUAUCAUCUGGGAUGUCACCAGGGGAGCUGUGCAGCAAGUGUUGAGUGACCAUCAACAUUACGUCCAAGGUGUAACAUGGGACCCUGUUGGUGAGUACGUGGUUUCUCUAAGUGGUGAUCGAACUUGCCGCUUCUACUCAGCACGACCGUCGACGAAGAAACUGAAGGGCAAGGAAAAAAAGGAGGAUAAGUUAAGGAAGGCGUUUGAGUGUAAGCACGUUCUUUUCAAGAGAGAUGCCACCGCCGUUGUCUCUUGCAAGGGCGAUGAUCUCCAGAAGCAAGUGCCUGCAACAAAGCAGUAUCUGUUUUACGACGAAAACAUGCCGUCUUUCUUCAGGAGAUUGUCAUGGUCACCGGAUGGAUCUUUCUUGGUCGUGCCAUCUGGUGUGGAGAAACAGUCGCCAGAGGCUGCUCCUUGCAGCCUUACGUACUUGGUGUCGAGAAAAGAACUGACGAAGUCUUGUCCACAACCUACAAUGCAACUUCCUGCCGGGAGCAAGCCCGUGAUGGGAGUUCGGUUUUGUCCGGUGUACUUCUCUCUAAGAACCGAAAAACUCCAGAAGCCCGAGAUGAAUUCGUCUGAACUCGGGUGCAUUGAUCUUCCUUACAGACUCGUGUUUGCAGUUGCCACAUUAUCCUGUGUUUUCAUAUAUGAUACACAAGAAAGCUGUCCCAUAGCUAUCUUCAGUGGCCUGCACUACGCGCCCAUCACAGAUCUUGCCUGGUCGCCUGAUGCUAGAUUCCUUGCUGUCUCUUCUCAAGACGGCUACUGUACGUUAGUGGGAUUUGACGAAGGCGAACUCGGCCUGCCCCUGCCACUGGAAGAAUGUAGGAUCCAGCAAAAGUUCGCACCUACGGCAGUCCCUCUGUCGGCUAUGUCUUCCCCACCUCCUUUGACAGAAGGCAUGAUACCGUCGGUUAUUGAUCAAACGACUCCAACUCCUGUGACUCCUGGCUAUGUCAACAGAAAUGGUAUAAUUACACCGACUGAAGUUUCGAAGGUGGUGAACUCAGGUAAACAGAGGUCUGAGACUGUCAAGAUGAGGCGGGUCACACCCAAGGCUAUUACAGAUAUCCUGGGAGCGGUACCAGCCUCGGUAUCUCCUUCGAAUUCAGAUGCAGCAAUCAAUGGUUCACUUGCAGAACAGAGCUGCCAACCUGAUCAUGGUGCAGUGGGGUCUUCUCGGUCACAGCUUCCAACCGAAUCUGAAGAGUCUCCAUCAGUUAUUAUUUUGAAGGGGCUUGUCGGGUACCAGUCCUCGUCGCUGUAUGUAGGAACAUUGGCACCAGAAUCAGAAACGUCCUGUAACCCGUCGUCUGACUUAACGUUGGAGUCUUCUUUAGUCGAUGAAAGUAGUUGUAGAGAAGACCAGGUAAUGACAGUGCAAGGACCCGCCACUCCUCUGUCUAACAAGCAGGUGGAAAACAGUGAUUUGGAGGGAACUCCAAAGCCGUCGGAACAAUUCGCUCAUAUCUACGUGAGACCCUUGAAGUUUAGACGCAUUACUCCGAAGCCAGUUGUCGAUGAAAUGUCUCCUGUCGCAUCCAAACCCCUCACAUGCUAAGGCUUAGUGUGAACAGUUUUGCACCCAUCUCGUCGGUCUACUUUUGUAAAUCAGCAGCUUCUCUUGUUAGAAAGCAGAUUGUAAUUUAGUUCAUGAAUUGGAACAAGGUUCCAUCUCAGGCAUCGAGGAAUUGGAAAUUAGACAUAGAUGUCUGAGUCCAAAUUUAGUCAAGAAUCAUGUCGGAUUGGAUGGUAUUCUUGCUGCUGUUGACUCUGUACAUUUCAUUAUCCAGGCUGUAUCAUGCUGGGUUAUCUAUUAUAAACGUCUUAGCUCUCAAUUGAUAUUUCGUUGAUCGAGUGUGAUAUGGGCACGUACGAAAUUCUUCUUCUGGGAGAGAUCUGAAACUUCUAGCUGAAGGUCAAGCUUUUCAUCCUAAGUACCGGCCAAUAAAUCUGUCUAU